GUCCAGCAGGAGUGAACCACAACAACACAUGAAGGGUCUCUGGUGACUACCUCCUACCACAAGACUUGUGUCUAUAGUUUGACAACAAUAUAAAAAUGGGGGACUACUAUGAUAAAUCUUAUGAGAUCCAGUGUCCUGUGUGUAGAGGCACAAAGUAUCGGAAUCCACAGAUGAAACUGAUGGUCAAUGUGUGUGGACAUCCUCUGUGUGAUUCGUGUGUACGAAUGUAUUUUAUAAAAGAAUCUGGACAAUGUCCAGAAUGUGACAUUGUGCUCAAACGAUCAAAGUUUCGAGUCCAGGUGUUUGAAGAUCCAUUAGUAGAGAAAGAGAUUGAUAUAAGAAGAAAGGUAAUGAAGAUUUAUAACAUGAAUGAAGAGGAUUUCCUGACUGUGGAAGAAUGGAACAAGUAUCUGGAGGAAAUAGAAGAAAUUGUAUAUAAUAUAACGAAUGACAUAAAUCGUACCGAGAUGGAAAAGAAAAUCGAAAAUUACGAACGGCUUCACAAAAAUGAUAUUAGAAAAAAUUACACAAAAAGGAGUCGUGAGCAGGAGGAGUUAGAAAGACACUUGGAUGCUGAAGUAUUGAGGGGAUUAGAAAGACAGAAAGCACAACGAGAGGAGGAGUUACGAUCAAAAUUAUCCCGUGAACGAAACAAGACUUCUCUUAUAAAAGACUUGAUGGCCUCUGAGGGAGAUGCAUCUCUUAUUGUACAAUCCCAUGCUGAGCGCCUCAAAGAAGAACAGCAGCGAGAAAAUCAGAAGAAGAAAGAACUGGAGUUAGCCCUUGCUCAGACCACUCUUAAGGUUAAAGAGUUCUCCUCUGGAGUCAAGAUAGGUUUUGCAGGGAUGGGUAUUGCUCCUGUUCAGCUCAUAAAGGAAGAGGUGUACCAGUAUGAGUCCCCGAAACUUGCAUCUUCCCUGCCUGCUCCUGCAUGGGAUGAACUUGAAGAGGGUGGUUAUUUAAACCAUGUCCGGAGAGCCUCUCCUCAGGCCAAUGCUGGAGGUUACACAGAACACUACGCUUGUCUCAGGGCUCUACAGGACUUUAUGUCUUCUCAUUUCUUAAGUUCCUGAUUGUACCCAUUCCGUUAGGGACAAUAUGUAAUACAGUACUAUGAUAAGCCUGUAAUGUGUAAGUUUAUAUUUAAAUUGAUCUUGAAUGCUAUUUAUUUUCACUUGAACAUACUGUAUAUUAUGGAAAAGAUUGAGUCUUAUACUGUACCAGUAGCAUUAAAUUUACAUGAUAUAAUGGUACAGUAUAUUCUUUAUCUCUGUCUCUUUGGGGUAUAGUCAUUUUUAUGAAUACCCUGUAUAUUCAUUGAUAUUGCUUAUACUGGAGGGAUAGAGUAAUGCUUCAUUGGAACUGGGUUUGUUUCAUUUACCUUUGCUCCUUAAGUGUACAGUAUAUAUAUUUUAUCAUAAUUUCCAAAACUGUACUGUUGAACUAGGUGUAGGAAUACUUUGCUGUUAUUUCAACAGCAUAUUGUCCAACAAAUCUUCAAUUGUUUAGUAUGUUUUCACUGUCAAACAAAUAUUUGUACAGUAUUUUGUAUGACAUAGAAUAUUGCUUGUAACUCAUGACAUGUUCUUGUGAGUGUUUAUUUUUUUAAGCUCUAAAAAAAUUAAACAAAUAUAAAUGGUAUUUAU
Messenger RNA from Homarus americanus (American lobster), 1646 nucleotides. It is a transcript of the gene Mat1, whose product is annotated as CDK-activating kinase assembly factor MAT1-like. The transcript is spliced from 7 exons. Gene Ontology annotation, cellular component: transcription factor TFIIH holo complex. The coding region runs from base 96 to 1073 and encodes 325 amino acids. The record is from RefSeq and is a predicted model, not a curated record. Gene Ontology annotation, molecular function: cyclin-dependent protein serine/threonine kinase activator activity. Lineage: Eukaryota; Metazoa; Arthropoda; Malacostraca; Decapoda; Nephropidae. Gene Ontology annotation, biological process: regulation of transcription by RNA polymerase II; nucleotide-excision repair; positive regulation of cyclin-dependent protein serine/threonine kinase activity.